AAUGAAUCAAUAAUUCUUUGGAAAUUCAAGAUUAGCCAUAUAAAGAGCUUAAUAAUUACACUUAUUCUUCACUUAAUCAGUGAUUUAUGAUCAAUUCAAAUAUACAGCUAAAAUGCCCUAAUAUCCAAAAAUUGUAUUUUUGUAAUCAAACUAAUUUAUCAGAAAUCUUGUUGAAAAGUAAUAUUAUAUAUGAAAUAUAGAUAAUUCCUUUAAUAUUCAAUAAUUGAUGCUUAAAAAACAAAUGGAGGAGUAAUAUUGUUAUUUAUCAAUAGGAUGGUGUAGCUAGAUUAGCAGAAUAAGUAUAAUUAUAAUCUACAUAAACUAAUGGUGCUUUAUUAUUUGGAUUCCCAAAUACAGCAGUUGAAGCAGAAAAGUACUUAAAAAAAGAUUAAAAUAUUAUAGUCUUGAUAGAUUAUUGGAUGGAAUCAAUUUAGCUGUUAGAUUCAAGUUAUCAGACUCAUUAGCUUAGAAAAUAGCAGGAUCUUUUCUAUCAUGUUAAUCAUGUGGUAAGAUCUUCAAUACUAGUUUACCAUUUAUAACACCUACACAUCCAGGAUAUUAAAAUAAUGUAAUAAAUUAACCAUAUAUUUAUAGUGUUAAUAACCUAGUAAAUGUGCUUUAGAAUCAAGUUCAGCUCCAACUGAUUAAGUAAAUGCUGAAGUUGUUAAUUACUAUCAAAAGAAUGUAUAGAUUAGUUUAAUAAUUUAUUAGGGUGUUUAUCUUGAAUAUGAAAUAAAUGAAGAACAUUUGUUAUAUGAUUCAUAAGAAUUCUUUGAAAAGUUAGAUAAUGCAGUAGCAACACAUAUCAAAGUGUGA
This is a messenger RNA of Paramecium primaurelia, 816 nucleotides long. NCBI's taxonomy places the organism in Eukaryota, Ciliophora, Oligohymenophorea, Peniculida, Parameciidae. The record is from the annotation of a GenBank genome assembly.